Messenger RNA from Cyprinus carpio (common carp), 4263 nucleotides. Its product is annotated as taste receptor type 1 member 1-like. Gene Ontology annotation, biological process: G protein-coupled receptor signaling pathway. Gene Ontology annotation, cellular component: membrane. NCBI's taxonomy places the organism in Eukaryota, Metazoa, Chordata, Actinopteri, Cypriniformes, Cyprinidae. Bases 1647 to 4073 code for a protein of 808 amino acids. Gene Ontology annotation, molecular function: G protein-coupled receptor activity. The record is from RefSeq and is a predicted model, not a curated record. The transcript is spliced from 8 exons.
UAAAAACCAAACAUUUCAAAUUAAAAUGGUUUUAUUAUAAAAUAUACAGUAUAUUUUGAAUUACAAACAAUCAAAUUGAUUGAUUGAUGUGACUGAAGAGGCACACUACUGUAUGUCAUCACUUCCUAAGAAUGACCCACAAUCUCCCCCUCACAAACCCCCAAAAUAUGUUUUUGGCUUAUUAUUCAAGAGUUGGCCAGAAAAAUAGAAAUUAUUAUUCAUUAUUUAUUUCUUUAAUUCUAAAUGUCUAAUUCAAUUUUGAAACAUAAUGGAUGUUCAUGUUAUAAUAUUACUUUUCAUGUUAUCGUAUUACUUUUGUUCAAUAUCUUUUUGUUACAUUUGUUUUUCAAUCCAUCAACAUGUAUUGAUUGCUGAAAACAGUAUCUGCGUGAUGGAGGUUUGCUAUUAUUGCUUUUUUUUAAUUAAUGGUAAUGAAUCAUUCCAUAUUUUAUUAUCCUCUAUAUGGCCAUUCAGAUGUUAUAUGUUGAUACACUUUAUUAUUUAAUAUUUCUUGCCUUAAAUGUGGGUCAUUUCUAAUAAAAUGUACAAGUUUGUGCUGUAUACUAAAGAAAUCAUCUGACUGAUCUUGUGCUGAAAUCAGCAUGUCUGAGAAUGUCUGGAAAUGAGUGUUUGUUUUUGGAAAUCUAGAGGACUAUGCAAGUCUCAUGUAAUUGUAGUCUGAUUUUAUGAUGGUUUUAAAUAAAAAAAAGAAGAAGUAGUAGUAGUUUGCCUUAUCACGGUUUCAUAUCUUUCAUACAGAAUAUGCUUUUUUAAGCUUUUGAUUCAACUUUGCUGCAUGUAAUGUUUAUUACAUCAUAAUUUAUGAAAAUGAAUAUUGUUUUGACUUUCCAACAGAUUUCACAUGGAAUUUUUGGUUUUGCAUGAUUAAGCAAUUCUCACUUAUUUUGCAUGAAUUUGCCUGUUGCUUGGGUACUGAGGUAUAGUGUUCAACAUAACUCUAGAAGAAAAAUGAAAACUUUGGUUAUAUAUUGUAUAGGUCGAAUAUCUGGGAAAAAGCUGUUGAGACAGGCAAAUCCAUUCCCAGUGGUUUAGUUGGUGGUACACGAGUCACGUUUUUUGAGGAAUACAGCUUUGUUUUGCAGAUGAAGACCAUCAUUACAGUGUCAUAUACCCAUAACAUCAUAAAAGCAGCAUAAAUGUAAGUUUCUUCUGUUAGGCAGCAUAAUAUGGAUACUAAAUACAUCAUAUGGAUAAUAAAAUAAUAUUUAGAUCUCUAGCAGCAUUCCAAGAGCGUUACUUUGUUACACCAAUAGGAGGUGAUAAGCGAGUCAUUGAAUCAUCCCCUGCCUCUUUAAUCACUGCUGCUAAAGUGCCCCAAAUCUUGGUUUAAUGGCUCGAAUAUGAGCAUGAAUGUGUAACCGCACUAUUGCUGAUCUAAUGUAGAGACAUUAAAAAAUAGUUACCAUAUACAAAACCUAGCAUCACAUUUGCCUACCUGUGCUUUUACUUACAAUUGCAGUAGUCAUCCAAACACUUUGGUAACAAAUUUCAGGCAAAUGCAUCUCUCUGUGGUAAUUACAGGUAGCAUGCAAAUCCUUGCCACCUAGAGAGUAUGGAAAAACAGUGGGCUGGUGUGAAGAGUUUAAAGGCUCAUAUGUUUCUGAGUAGCUCAUAACAGGGGCAGAAUGGGUGAGAUGUUUGUCUGUUUUGUGUUUCUCUGUCUGUUGAACUAUGGUGACAGUGGAGGGCUCCACCUUCAAGGAGAUUAUAUCAUCUCUGGCUGGUUCCCUCUCCAUAAUUCAGAUUCCACACUCCCACCGACACCUUACCUGACUGACUGCACACAAGGCUUGACCAAUAAGCAUGGCUAUCAUCUGGUGCAGGCCUUCAGAUAUGCCGUGGACGAAAUUAACAACGGCACCCAGAAUAAGCUGCUACUUCCAGGGGUUACGCUGGGCUACCGGACAUAUGAUUUAUGCUCCCUCCCAGCCAGCAAUCUGGCCACCUUGGAUCUGCUGGCCCAACAGGACGACAGUUCAGUUGUGGAGAGCCGUACUGUGGCCGUCAUCGGUCCUGACAGCAGUUCCUACUCUUUCACACCAGCCACUGCUCUUGGUGCAUUCCUGAUCCCUCAGAUUUCCUACGAGGCAACAAAUGAAUUGCUGAGCAACAAGAUCCUCUAUCCAGCUUUCUUCCGCACCAUCCCCAGUGACAAAAACCAAGUCAGCGCAAUGAUACAGAUUCUCGUCAGAUUUAACUGGACAUGGAUCGCUCUUCUCGCUAGUGACAAUUCAUACGGUUUACAAGGAAUGCAAGGCCUAUCCCAGCAGGCUUCACUUUACAAUUUAUGUAUUGCGUAUCAAGCCGUGAUACCCGCUGUAACUAACAAGACGAAGCAAUACAUGCAAGACAUGGUCAAACACAUCCUUAAAUCCAAAGUCAACACUAUAGUUGUCUUUGCCAAUAAGAGGCGGGCCGCUGGCUUCUUUCCUUUUGUUAUUGACCAAAACGUGACAGGAAAAGUGUGGAUUGGGACAGAGGAUUGGUCAGUGGCGUCAACAGUGAGUAGUAUCCCAGGGAUCAGUACGAUAGGGACUGUCCUCGGUAUCGCCGUCCAAUAUACUGAAUUCAGUGGUUUAGACGAUUUUGAAAGACUUUCUGUGCCCAGGCUACAAGACACUAGUCUAAACAGUCCAAUCCCCCACAGUGUCCCAUGUAUGCAAAAUACAAAUCUUUAUGAAAUAGCGAUUCAAGGCUUUUCUAUGUCACAGUAUGACGUUGUUUCCUCCUUUAACGUGUAUAAGGCCGUGUACGCGGUGGCUCAUGCACUGCACAACAUCCUGCAUUGUGACUCUGGACUGUGUCAAAAAUAUAACGUGCAGCCAUGGAAGGUAUUUCAUCAGCUGAAACAAGUUCGGUUUUCAAUUCGAAAUACAUCAUUUUAUUUUGAUAAGAAUGGAGACCCUCCUACAGGUUAUGAUAUAGUGACGUGGGUAUGGACAGACGGCCAGUGGUCAUUUAAGGUGGUGGGAAAUUACAGUCCAGCUCCAACUGAACUUCAGUUAGACGCUUCUCAGAUUAAAUGGACAGGUCAAGUGUCUCCUGUAACCAAGGUUCCUGAGUCACUGUGUUCUCCAGAGUGUCCUUACGGACACAGAAAGCUUCUGACCGGACAGCAUAAGUGUUGCUUUGACUGCAUGGCAUGCCCUGCUGCCACUUUCCUCAACAAAACAGGUUACACUUUCUGCCAAGCGUGUGCCAGAGACUACUGGUCCGAAGAAGAGAGUGAGACAUGUAAGAAGAGAGCCGAGCUGUACCUGCUGUGGGGCGCUCCGCUCACUACAGCCCUGCUCAUAUACCUGGGUGUGACCCUAUUUCUCACCCUUGGCACAGCUGUCAUCUUCCUGUUCAAUCUCAGCACCCCUAUUGUGAAGUCGGCCGGAGGGAAGACCUGUCUGCUGAUGCUGGCGUCUCUGACUGUGGCCUCCUGCAGCACCCUGUGUCACUUCAGCAGACCCUCCCAGAUCGGCUGCCUCCUCAAACAGCCCCUCUUCAUUAUCAGCUUCACUGUGUGCCUGGCGUGUGUGACUGUGCGCUCUUUUCAGGUGGUUUGUAUAUUUAAAUGGUCCUCCAAGCUGCCAAGAUCCUAUGAGACCUGGGCUAAGAAUCGAGGCCCUGAGAUGUUCAUCUUCAUCACGACAGUGGUGGAGGUCUUCAUCUCUCUUCUGCGCAUGCUCCUCGACCCUCCCUUUCCAUCUCGGGACUAUGACUUCUACAAUGACAGCAUUAUUCUGGAGUGCAGUAAGACUAUGUCUCUCGGGGCCUUCGCUGAGCUCUUUUUUGAUAAUCCAGUAGAGCCUACUAACAAUACAGAGCAACAUAAUCCCAGUUUCAGUCUUUUAGAAGCAGCCGAUACUCUAAUUGUCUCUGGACUGUGGCUGCUUGGCAUAUGCGUAGCCAGUGGGCAGAAUGACAGAGAAAGCCUAAUUGUGUUGGCUACCGAAAGGGCAGAGCACCCGGUUCAGCUGCCCUGCGUGAACAUCUGUCAUUGUGCCCCACUCUCAUGGGUGCCCAGUUACACUCUAAACAAUUUGGAGAACAGAUUUAAUUGAGCAGCUGAUUUAAAUCAUGAUCUUGGUUUUGGAGAUAAAAGGACAGAUGGCUUCACUUGUCCUGUUUGUCUUUAGUAAGUCUUUAAAGGAAUAGUUCACCUGAAAAUGAACAUUUGUUGAAAAACGUAUUCACCCUCAGGCCAUCCAAGAUGUAGACGAGUUUGUUUCUUCAUCAGAACAGAUUUGGAGA